AUGCUCUUCAGCAGUCUAUUCGCCGCUGCGCUCUUCGCCUCUGCCUCCGUUGCAUCCCCAGUCGUCGCACCACAAGAGCUCAUCGUCUUCAACCCACCAAUCACGUCACCCAAAGCCUCAGUCGCCUGGCCGAAGGGUUCUGAACAGGUCAUUCGGUGGGACACCACCGGCAUCCCUUCCUCGAGAACAAGCACUACCGGGGUCGCUCUCCUCGGGCAUAUGAAGAACGGCAGUGAGAACCUUGAUAUUGAUCAUCCUCUCGCUGUUGGCUUCCCGCUGCAUGCCGGCUCUGUGAAGGUGAUCACGCCGAACGUUACCACACGAAAUGACUACUUUGUCGUCCUGUUUGGCGACUCUGGAAACAAGUCGCCAAAGUUCAAGAUCCACUAA
This is a messenger RNA of Cyclocybe aegerita, 390 nucleotides long. Lineage: Eukaryota; Fungi; Basidiomycota; Agaricomycetes; Agaricales; Hemipholiotaceae. The record is from the annotation of a GenBank genome assembly.